AUGAAGAUCAACAGCAAAGCCUUACAGACCACACUGCUUGCCCUCUUCAGCCUGCUUGGCUUGUUAGCAACACCAGCACUGGGUCAAAGAUGGCAGCUGGAGCACCAGCAAUUGAAUGCCAACAGGAACAAGUGGAAGAGUCAGAACAUUCAGAACUAUGAGUACAAAUACCAAAAGUUUGGCCCCAACCCCCAGAACAUUGUCUACCCCUGGACUGUCAUUGUCAGGGGUGGUGUCAAUGCCCAUGCUAAUGAUGGCAACAACAAUCCUAUCUAUUGGGCUACACCUCCAACCAUGGAUACUUUCUUUGGGAUCAUCCAAGAUGCAAUCAUUAACAAUGCUCAGAGAAUCACUGUAAGCUACAACAGUCAAUCCGGAUACCCAACCAACAUCUACAUCCAAAAGAGUAAUGGGGAAAUUUAUGAUGUUGGGAUCUCAGGCUUCAGCUCCCAAAGACUUCGAAAAAGGAAUCUCCAAAACCAGAAUUUGCAGCAUGAGCAACAGCAAUUGAAUGCCAACCGGAACAAGUGGAAGAGUCAAAACAUUCAGAACUAUGAGUACAAGUACCAAAACUUUGGCCCCAACCCCCAAAACAUUGUCUAUCCCUGGACUGUCAUUGUCAGGGGCGGUGUCAAUGCCCAUGCUAAUGAUGGCAACAACAAUCCUAUCUAUUGGGCUACACCUCCAACCAUGGAUACCUUCUUUGGUAUCAUCCAAGAUGCAAUCGUUAACAAUGCUCAGAGCAUCACUGUAAUUUACAAUGAGUUGGGAUACCCAAACGCCAUCCACAUCCAGAAAAGUAAUGGUGAAGUCUAUAAUGUUGGGAUCUCGGCCUUUUUCCCCCAGUAA
Messenger RNA from Seminavis robusta, 849 nucleotides. The record is from the annotation of a GenBank genome assembly. Lineage: Eukaryota; Bacillariophyta; Bacillariophyceae; Naviculales; Naviculaceae.